Molecule: messenger RNA, 4108 nt
Organism: Melanotaenia boesemani (Boeseman's rainbowfish)
Lineage: Eukaryota; Metazoa; Chordata; Actinopteri; Atheriniformes; Melanotaeniidae
Gene: gas2b
Product: growth arrest-specific 2b
Exons: 8
Coding region: 192-1625 (477 amino acids)
Biological process (GO): actin crosslink formation
Cellular component (GO): actin filament
Molecular function (GO): actin filament binding; cytoskeletal adaptor activity; microtubule binding
Source: RefSeq, a predicted model, not a curated record
CUGGUGUGUACUUACAUGUGGCGGACCUGAGGGCGAUGAACAUCUGGUUGGGAGUGAUGUGUGCAUGUGUGUGUGAGGAGAAGACCCCGUGAAGAAAGUCAUUCAUGAGGAUCGAAAUCUUUGGAAGAAUCCUGCAGUAACUAUUGGAGUUUGCCCAGCAGAGUGCAUCAAAGGCCAGCUGUAAGUGAAGCAUGGACAGUGAAAUAGGAACGAUGGCAACCAGCCUCGACAGUCCGUUGAGCCCCAGGCACCUGACCGGGCUUGGGAUGAGCUGCCUUCUCUCCCCAAAGUACAGACACUCUGGGCCAGGCCUGGCCAGUCCUCAGGAGUACAACCAGUGGUUGCCUUACCGUCAUGAUGCCAGCCUCCUGCCAAUGAAAGACGACUUGGCACUCUGGCUCAACACCAUGAUGGGAGAGAAACUCACCGCAGACAGUCUGAUGGAGAGGUUGGAUAAUGGUGUUCUCCUCUGUCAGCUGGCACAUCUCCUUCAAGAGAAGAUGAUUCAUGCCAACAAUGGCAAGCCCUUUGUAAGAAGAGUAAUCCAGUGGCGAGCUGAUGCAACAUCUGGAUCAUUUUUCGCACGAGACAACACUGCCAACUUCCUCUACUGGUGUCGAAAGAUUGGUGUUGAUGAGUCUUACCUUUUUGAGUCUGAGGAUUUGGUUCUUCAUAAACAGCCUCGGGAAGUGUGCUUGUGCCUGAUGGAGUUGGGACGAAUGGCAGCCAGGUAUGGAGUGGAGCCACCGGGGCUGGUGAAGUUGGAAAAACAGAUUGAAAAGCAGGACGAGUGCUUAUCUCCAUUCUUCCCUCUGCCUUUUCUUCCUCCCACAUCCCUGUAUUCACUAUCACAAUCAUCCUUACCCCCAGCCCCUAUUCCUCCUCCUCCUCCCUCUCCUCCUCUUUCUCCUACUCCUGCUCCUCUCACUCAGAGUACAACCUGUCUGUCUGAAGCCCUCCCUGCCUCUGAUCUUCCAUCAGCCACUACAAACCCAGUGCCUGCAUGCUCUUCCCCUCUUCUGCCCUCCCUCUCAGCCUCUAACCCUUGUACAACCACAGCCUCAACACAAACACCUUUGUUCUCCUCAUCCUGCACCACGGACACAUCUGCUUCAGCUGUGCUGUCAAAACCUUCACCAGUCCAAAAUCAGCAAUCCACUGCCAAAAUCUGCCCUACCACAAUAAAUAAACACUCUCCUACAGCCACACCUAUCAUCACUUCCCCACCUGCAAGGCCGACUUCUCGUUCAUCUUUCAAAUCUACAAGCCAGAGGAGCACAACCACCAAUAUUUUGGAUGAUAUUAUUAGAAACAUUGCUGAAAAUCCCCCCUGCAGCUGUUCUACCAGAUUCCCUGUUGAGAAACAACCUAAAGGCUUCUAUCGUGUUGGUGAUAAAGUUCUGUAUAUAAGGAUGCUGAAUGAGCGUCAUGUAAUGGUACGUGUUGGUGGAGGAUGGGAGCCUUUUAUAAGUUACCUUCAGAAACACGACCCCUGCAGGGGGGGAGGAGGGCCGAGCAGCAGAUCUGAGGUCAGGGUCUGUCGGGCCAAAGCAAAGCCACCAAGCCUGAACAUCUCAUCUGACAGUUACAUGGUGGUUGGUGCCCAUCACCGUGGCAAAAAAUAGCUGCCAAUAAUGUGGACACUAAGUCUGAUCAAAUACAUGUUGUCAAUGAAUUAAAAGUUUUACCUUAAAUCCUAAAUGAAAUACGUUAUCUCACAAUAAGUUGAAGAUACAACUGCGUUUACUUCCUAUCUGCAGCAAUUUGGCAGUAAAGUUUUACAGCUGCAUGUGCAACACACUUUAAAUCUGCAAUAUUUUUAUAUUGGGUUUAAAAAAUCUUGUUCAAGCUACUUUAAACUGAGGACAUCUUUUUCUUUUUUAUUUUUUGUUAAAACAAGAAGCCUUCAUAAGUUGCUUUAAGGUGUGUGAGACAAUAAAUAGAUGAUUGUAAAUUUAAACAUCUGCUGUUACACUAGAUCACUAGAUCUAUUAUAUAUAAUAACCCUAUAUAUAUAUAUAUCAAAUAUUAUUUCAAGAAAGGUUUUUUGAAUGAAUGAAAAAAUACUUUAUUAAUCCCAAAGGGAAAUUUUUUUAUUUUUGUAGCACUAUAUGCAAUGUUGUCAUUAGAGGUGAAAGUUAUGAUUUAAAUUGUUGCGCAUUUAUUAAACUUAAAGCCAAUUAUUUCCUUUGUUUGAAUUUGUAUGAGUGAACUUUUGCAUUUUACUUUACUAUAUGACACUUGUUUAAAUUACUGGAAUUGUUCUAUAAAAAAAGGACAGGAUUGUGGGAGAACAUUUUACACAACUUAUUCUAUUACAUUUUAUGUUGAUGUUAUCAGUCAGACUUUCUCUUUUAUUUAUUAUUCUAAAACAUAAGUGAAGCAAUUUACAGGAAGGGCCUGUAGAAAAGACUCCACAUCAAAUCAGCUUGAUGCAAAUGGAAAACAUCAAGUCCUCCCUCUAGAUGGCACCAUGUCCUAAAUGACAAAAGGCCAUGCCUCACAGCUGCACCAAACUGCUGCUGAUCAGUCCUUACAGCUUAACGUUUAUCUUGUACUCGCAAUCUCAUUUCAGUUUUGAUUUAACAAACUAGCCUAUGCCCAUGGAAUCAACUAUGCAAAACAUUUUGAUGACCCAUCAGUCAAAUAAAAAUAGUCACAUACUACAUUUUUAAAGAUAAAAGUGCUUAAAAAAAAAAAAAAAAAAAGUAGUAGCAGUGGGGAUAACUCAUUGACAAGUGUGCAACCUUAGAAACCAAAACUACAGAAAACUGGUGCAAAAACAAAGUCAGGAAGUCACAACAUCUUAAUAAUUACAUAUUUUAUUUCAUUAAAAUAAAUCAAUUAAAAAUGGACACUUUUUUUUAAUAUAUUGAAAGAAACUAACUGUAAUGAGAUCAUGCAAGACUUUAAUGCCUUUUUUUUAAUCUCCACACAACAUCUGAAAUGGAUGCACUCAGUAUAAAUGACUUGUAGAAAAUAAUAGCUGUGCUACUGAAACAAGUGCCACUCUAAACAGUGGCAUUUUUGCAGGGCAUCCGUCACUUCACACUCUACAAAGUCCUUCAUGAAACAUGGGAGGUUGCCACUCGAGACGAAUUUGAACUAUUUUAAAUGCAUUGUCCCACUCUCAUGACCUAAUUUGUUUUCCAAAGGUAAAUAUUUCUAUUCUUUUGCAAAUCUUGCUACUGUGUGCUACUGUUUUGUUGCACACUUAGUGACGUUGAAGACAUGCUACUUUGCGGUUUUUCAAGAAAUUUAGUGUUUGAAGUUUCUUAUAAAUAUGUGCUUUAAAAUUCAAACAUUUUUGGACUGCCCAUGAUGGCAUACAGGAGCUAGAAAAGUCAGAUUAACUCACCAGUUCUACACAAAUAAACUUGUUAGAUUUGUGUGUUUCACUCAUAACACAUUAAAUCAGCAGCAGGUACUUUACACAUUACCAUUUACUACUUUUAGUAAUGAUCAUAUUACUGUGAAUGAGUUUGAAUUUAAAUUCAAAACUAUAGAAAACCAAAACACUGAACAGCAUUUCUGUCAACUGCCAGUGAAUUGACCAUAGAUAUGAAUACUUUUAUUUUUACAAUAUGUCCUAGUUUCUGGCAUUAACAUUUUUGUCAGUAGGAGCCUGGACUGGCUCACCAUGAACAGAUAACACAGUAUUAACCCAAAUUCUUUGUAAAAAAAAGACAACAGGGUGCUUGUUACAUGCUCUAAUCAUAUUCUGUUUUCAUGUGUUACCUUGCAAACAUGUAAUGUAUAAGUGCCUCACCCUCCAGUCUCAUUUACUUUUAUGAAACGCAGCAAAGUGCAAAGAGCCAACAAGACACUGAAGAUACAGUUUUCAGUCAUGCCUCUGUAAAAUUUCUUGUUAAUGGUGAUGGUGAAAGGACUGAACAUCACACACAGUGUUGUUAACACACUAUUAACACCUUUUUUUCUAAGAGAAUUAAUUGACAUAGCUGAUAGAAUAUCUGAUGAUUCAUCUCAGGCAAUCAACACUUAUAUGAACGUUAUCAAACAUGGCUGUAAUAUUCAUGUGUCAUGAACUUGUGAUGAAUUUCAUUUCGCAAAAUUAAUUAGUUCCAGUAAUUGAGGGACAAUAAGAAUC